AUGGAAGAGAAGACAGAUAACAUCUCCCUCCAAACGCAGACUAACACGGAAAGGCUGAAAAUUCUUGAAGAAAAAACGGAAAAUCUACUAAACAAGAUUGGAGACCUCGAGAAUAGGUUACAAAGAAAUAACCUCAGAAUAAGAGGUAUUCUGGUCGCAGCAGCUAAGUUGGAAGACUACUGUGAAGAUUUUUUAGAAUUCUUGGGUUUACUCCCAACUAAAGAAACCAACUACAUUGAAAAAUACCACAGAGUCAUGAAACCUAAGUCAGUACCAGAAAAGGUACCAAGAGACGUGAUCUUAUGCCUGCAUUCAUUCCGGUUUAAGACACUUGUGGUACGUGCUAAUGCCUUUAAAGACCUAAAAGAUUCAUCGUAUUCAGUAAAAUAA
Messenger RNA from Pelobates cultripes (western spadefoot toad), 390 nucleotides. The record is from the annotation of a GenBank genome assembly. NCBI's taxonomy places the organism in Eukaryota, Metazoa, Chordata, Amphibia, Anura, Pelobatidae.